AUGACUCGUUCUUUCUUUCGUAAAUUGCUUACAAACUUGUCAUCUGAUGAUGAGUUGGAUGAUGUUAUUAAUGCCGAGGCUGAUGGAGAGUCAUCCAGACAUCGUGGCAAUCGCCAACGUCGUAAGUUUAUUCGGCGUGAUCAUAUUCCAGGGCACGAGCGACUUUUCCGCGACUAUUUUGCAGAAAAUCCAGUAUAUCUUUCCAAUCUAUUUCGAAGGAGAUUUCGGAUGAGUCGUGCCCUAUUUCUCCAUAUUCUAAAUGGGGUAGAGGCUUACGAGCCCUACUUCGUCCAGAGAAGAGAUAAUGCCGGAAGACUCGGUUUAUCUUCAAUGCAAAAGAUAACCGCAGCACUUAGAAUGCUGGCCUAUGGGGUUACUGGAGAUUUUAUUGAUGAAUACAUACGUAUUGGAGAAAGCGCAGCAAUGGAGAGCCUCAAAACAUUUUGCAAGACAAUUGUAACUGUUUUUUCAGAUGAAUAUUUACGAUUGCUUGUGGUUGGUGAACAACGGGGAUUCCCAGGAAUGCUGGGAAGCAUUGAUUGCAUGCAUUGA
Messenger RNA from Juglans microcarpa x Juglans regia, 552 nucleotides. RefSeq lists its product as uncharacterized. NCBI's taxonomy places the organism in Eukaryota, Viridiplantae, Streptophyta, Magnoliopsida, Fagales, Juglandaceae. Bases 1 to 552 code for a protein of 183 amino acids. The record is from RefSeq and is a predicted model, not a curated record. The transcript has a single exon.